Molecule: messenger RNA, 1656 nt
Organism: Aethina tumida (small hive beetle)
Lineage: Eukaryota; Metazoa; Arthropoda; Insecta; Coleoptera; Nitidulidae
Exons: 9
Coding region: 104-1624 (506 amino acids)
Source: RefSeq, a predicted model, not a curated record
UAACAUCAAAAUUCUAAACCGCUCAGUGUCAAAAACGUUCUUCGUGUUUUUGUCUAAUAGUGUUUUUCACAAAAAUAAAGAUUUUUUACAAGUUUUUUAAUAAAUGUACAUCAAAUGGAAAACACUGUUUACACUAGGGAUCGCAUUUUGGUUCAUUUUAAGUUGGACGGAUGUUUUAUCCAGCCAAAAGUACCAAAAUGGAUUUGCCUGUAUUGAAACAAAACCACAAAACAUAAAAACUAAAAGCUAUUUUGGCUAUGCUUUAUCAUUAAUAUUUUGGAAUAUGCUGACUUUUAUUGGUUCAGGUAUAUUAUGCGCAUUUGCCAAAAGAGUUUGUACUAACGCAUGGAAAAUGUAUACUUAUCAUCAAAAUGAAGAGGCUUUAUUUGAAACAGUUCAGAAAACUUCCAAAUGUUCUAGAAGUAGUAGCAGCAGAAUUCCAGUUUUAGUAAGCAAUUCAAUCUGUCCAAUCAAACCUCAAGAUGAUGUAAAAGAAGAAAAACCAAUAGACACAUCGGAUCAAGCUAUAAACGAUCAAAGUACUCAAAUAAUCUCUCAAAUCAGCCAAAGAAAAUAUGACAUUCUACAAGUCAAAUGUGUCAAAUUGCGAGAGGAAAUAAUGCAGUUGCAAACGAACUCGAUGAAGGAACAGGCUCAGAUGCAAAAGAGAUUGGAUCUAAUAACAAAGGACAAGAGAGAACUUGCCAAACAAUUAACAAUGACGCAGAAAGAAAAUCGUGCUGCUAAGCAACAAUUGGAGGAGUUAUUGCAGGAAAAAUUUUUACUCCAUCAACGGCUUGAAAACGCUACUACAGAGUUCAAAAAUAAUACCAAAUCUAAGAAGGUUGCAUUGGCCAAACUGGAGGAGGUCACAUGUAAUGUUGAAAAUUUAAAGCGUCAAUUGGAACAAGUUUCUAGAGAUAAGGAAAUUUUAGAAAAUAAAUUAUCGAUUUUACAAAAGGAAUAUGAAAAACUACAAGAACGAGUUCUCCUUUAUCAAUCAGCAGCUGAAACAGAUGUAUAUCCACCUGAAAGAGACACGAAUCAAGAAUAUUUGAAGGAUAUGGACAAGGAAAAGCAAGAAAGCAACGAUAAUUCAUUAAUGCCAUCAUCACUUUCACAGACAGAAUUAGACAUGGAAAAAGUCCAAAUGAAAAUUAAUGCUUUGGAAGAGAAUUUGAAAAAUUACAAUCCGUAUACAACAAGAUUAAGUUUACCUCCAGGAAAGGAACAGGAUUCAAUUUGGGAAGCUUCAGCGACUUGGGAGUCUGUUCCUAAUAACAACGCAUCCGAUAUUUCUAUAUCCGGCGAUUCAAACAGAGACGACGGAUUUUCCCAAACUGAUGAGAACACCGAAACUGUUGACGACAGUUUAUCAGAAAAUGCUAAGGAAAGUUCCUACCAGGUUUCUCCAAACUUAGCACCAAAUAGCGUUUUGUCAAAUAUUCGAGGAGCGCACAGCUUCGGCUACCUCAGUUCAGACAAUGCCGGUGAUACAUCUGAUGAUAACGCUGAACCAAAAAGGAUUGUAAGCAAUUCGUUGGCAUUUCAAAAAUUUAUGAAAAACUUAUCACAACCCGAUACCCCUAGAUUAUAUUAUUCUAUGAACAAUUUAAUUGUAUAAAAAAUUGGCAAAUAAAUAUUUUAUUAAAUUUA